ACUUAGGCAGAGGUAAUAAUGUAGAUACGUAACUUCAUUUGGAUGUGCUGACUAGAUGGUUCCAUGGAUGAGUGAAUACUUUACAAUUUUGUUGCAGUUAGCUGGGAUAAAGAAGAUAGUUUCAGAAGCGUCGGGGAGAGAUGUCCAGGAUAUCCGAGUUGUAAUAUCUCCUUAUCGGAUUUGUCCAUUGGGAGCUCAUAUUGAUCAUCAAGGUGGUACUGUCUCUGCUAUGACCAUUAACAAGGGAAUACUGUUGGGUUUUGUCCCUUCUGGUGACACUCAGGUUGUACUGCAUUCAGGACAGUUUAAAGGAGAAGUUAGGUUCAGGUCUGAGAAACGGGAUACUGGAUCAAUCUGCCAUAUUGCUUUCAAGUUACGGUUGUCUGACCUGCAUGAAUUGCAAGAGUGGAGCCUUUGCGGGCUUGUUAUAACAUUCUCUUGCAACAAUCUUUCACCAGAUUCAGUAGGCCUGAAGCAAGCUUUGACUAACAAUCCUGGAUAUAAUCGCCAAGUUGCUGAGUGCCAAGAAGCUGCUAGAUUUCUUCUGCACAAUUUGGGAAGUGACGAACUGGAGCCUCUCCUGUGCAAUGGCAAGUAUUUUGUGCAAGUCUGAGCUUUAUUUUUUCUUUUCCUUCACUUAUAUAUGAUCUUAAUUUCCCACUUCUUUCUUCUUCCUCCUCAUUUUAAACGGUUGGACCAGAGGCUUAUCAAGCAUACAAGGAUUAGAAGCUUGGGCUAGCUGCAGGAGAACUAGAAGAAUUUGGAAAACUUAUAUCAGCUUCUGAUUUAAGUUCCAUAGAAAACUAGAGUGCGAUAAAUUCCUAGCUCCGCCACUGUACUACCGAGAGCACCUGCUGUACUUGAAGCACAGUUUAGUGGUGAUAGAUUCAGAAGAUGCUGUGUUGCAUUUGUGGACGCUGAUCGAGCUACAGAAGCUGCAAGAUUUGUGAAGGAAGAAUACCCAAAGCUCCUGCCUAAGUUGGCUAGCCAAUUGAACAGAGAUACCGCUGUGUUGAUACCUGAAGCAGAUGACCGUGCUCGUGUAAUCUGAUCAACGACAUCCCUCCCUGUCCUUAAACACUGCUGUGCCAUUACAUUCAUUCAUUAAUUUCAUUUGUUGAACCAUGUGCAAUUCUGCAUUGUUUGCCUACCAUGAGUUGAUUGUAAUAUCCAAUAUAAAUUACACUUUGUA
This is a messenger RNA of Rubroshorea leprosula, 1192 nucleotides long. NCBI's taxonomy places the organism in Eukaryota, Viridiplantae, Streptophyta, Magnoliopsida, Malvales, Dipterocarpaceae. The record is from the annotation of a GenBank genome assembly.